AUGGCACAUUCAGCUGAAGACAAACUCACAGCAAUGGAUGUGGAGAGGAUUAUCGAGUGUAUAAGAGAGGGCGAUCAGAAAGCACUGAAGGCAGAACUACAGCAAUUUAAUCGAGAGUACGCACAGUGUUUUUUCUACGAUUUGGAGGAGAGGGAGAGAAAAAAGAGGCAGGAGCUGGAAGAGUUCCGAAAGAAUAAAGUGCGUGAUUAUGUGUCGGACUCAGAUUCAGACUACGAUGAGUCCAGUAACCCAGAUGUUCUUUUAAGACAGGCUUUGGCCACAGUUUUGAUCAGGUUCCUCCAGUCUGAACCGCAAGGCCGCGUACUGAAAGCAUGUCUGAGAUCCUUACGGAUUCUCUCCAGGGACAAGAAGGUUUUGGGGCCGCUGGUCACAGACAGAGCUCUUCUGACUCUAGCACACCUUGGUGGCAUCAGCAACGCCCCUGUCCCGAAAGAGGACACAGAUGGUGACGGAGACCCCUACGGUGAUGUCAUGGCAGCCAUUUCUGAGCUCAAACUUGGCAGAGCAGAGGAGCCCGAUUAUGAGGAAGAUGACGGUUUUGGGGCAGUAAGCAGUGAAUCCAAUGAGCUGGCGGUUUGGGGGCCCGGAGACUGGUGCGGAGAGAGAAAGGCCAGCACCUUCUCAAACAUGAGCCUCGGGCCGCCGCGCAGGAGGAGCAGCGUUUUUAAAGCUCUGAUGCCUGGGAAACGAGACAGCAGAGGAAGUCUUGGAGGAGCCGAGGAGGAGGAGGAAAAAGAUGAAGAGGAAGUCCACAGGAAGGAAGUGAUGAAAAUCUUCUGUAACAUUGUUUACAAUAGUGCUUGGGCACAAGAGAGAGCCAGCGAACUCAGUCUCCUCUGUGGUCUGACAGAGAAGCUCAGUAAGGAGUUUCAGUCGGCUUCUUCCACCGCUGGCCAGUUUUACACGCUGCGCUUCAUGUUUUUACUGACAGCGCUAAGACCUGAGCUCAGAGCACAGCUCAAACAAGAGGGCGGACUGCCAUUGUUGACAACCGUGCUGGAGCGCUGUUUAUCAGUGCAGUGGAGGAGUCAGUAUGAGGUGCAUAUGGACUCCACAGCGCCUCCUAUACGUGUGGAGGAAUCACAGCAGGCGCAGGAGGCUCUGAAGAUCCUCUUUAACAUCACACACAGCACUCACACGCAAGAGCCCGAAGAGGAUGAUGCGGCUCUCUAUCGCCACCUGGCAGCGGUUUUACGUUACUGCCUGAUGGUUUCCUGUGAGGAGGAGGAAGCUGCAGAUGAGUUGAAGGGGCAUGCAGCAAACACCCUGUCCGCUCUCCCGUUGAGCUGUCUAGAUGUUCUGGUGUGUGUCCCUCUGGGUCCAGACUCACACCAGAUCAAUGGAGCCAACAUGGACUGUGUGCACAAUCUGCUCACAUACAUGGAGAGAAAGCUGGAGCAGGGUGAGAAGGUGAAGGAGAGACUGACCCCUGUGCUGAACCUGCUGGCCGAAUGCUCCAGAGCUCACAGAGACACCAGACUCUACCUUAGACAACAGAUUUUGCCUCCGCUAAGAGACGCCAGCACUAAACCUGAGGAGGGAAGCACCAUGAGGAAUCGUCUGGUCAGACUGAUGACCCAUCUGGACACGGAGCUCAAACACUGCGCUGCUGAUCUGCUCUUUGUGCUGUGCAAAGAGAACGUGAGGCGUUUCGUCAAGUAUACUGGAUAUGGAAAUGCCGCCGGGCUUCUGGCCACUAGAGGUCUGCUCGGAGGGCAAAGGUCAUCAGCCUCUUCUUCAGGCACACGUUACUCCAGUGAUUCAGACUCGGACACAGAGGAGUACCGGCAGAUUAAAGACAAGGUGAACCCGGUGACGGGACAGGUGGAGGAGGAGCAGCACAACCCCAUGGAGGGAAUGACGGAGGAGGAGAAAGAGGAGGAGGCACACCGGCUCAUCAGCCUCUUCAGCAAACUCUCAAAGGAUAAUGUGAUUCAGCCGAUGGGACUGAAUAAAGAGGGUCUGCUGGUGCCACUGUCUGAGCUCAGAGAUCUGUCCAUGGAGGAGAAGGAAUCAGAGGAGGAUCCGGACGACCUGGAGAACGUGGAGUAGAUGAAGCUGACAGAACUGACUGGAUCAAAACA
This is a messenger RNA of Danio aesculapii, 2105 nucleotides long. RefSeq names its product synembryn-A. Gene Ontology annotation, biological process: G protein-coupled receptor signaling pathway. The transcript is spliced from 14 exons. The record is from RefSeq and is a predicted model, not a curated record. The coding region runs from base 1 to 2073 and encodes 690 amino acids. Gene Ontology annotation, molecular function: guanyl-nucleotide exchange factor activity; G-protein alpha-subunit binding. Gene Ontology annotation, cellular component: cytoplasm; plasma membrane. NCBI's taxonomy places the organism in Eukaryota, Metazoa, Chordata, Actinopteri, Cypriniformes, Danionidae.